AUGGAGUCAGACACUGGAAGUGUGCUGGAGGCGUUGACUGGGACUGAAGAAAGGAUGAGGCUGAUGAGACUGAAGAAUCUGCGAGGUUUUACACCGUCAUUUGACUCGCUUAAGGUUCAGAGUAGUCACUUCAAUGAAAAGCUAUCAACAUCACAGUUCAUGCUUUUUGAAUUCCAGGACGCCCAUGAGACAGACGUGCGAGCACAGAUCCGACUGUUGUUCUCAGACGUCAACGGAGAGAAAGUGACUAUCCAUCGCUCCAUGUCCUGCACUCAGAAGGCGAAGAACUACUCCUUCAAAAGCUUGGAGCAAGUCAUUACCCGAAUAAAAGACGGUGAGAAGGUGAGCUUGUCAUCAAAGUGUGGCGAACUGGAUCGGGAGAUGAUUUCUUCACUGGGAGUGUCGAAGGCUGUGCUGAAUAAUGUCAUCUUUUGUCACCAAGAAGAGUCCAACUGGCCACUUUGUGAGGGCAAAGCACUCAAAGACAAGUUUGACUCCAUCUUCGCUGCAACCAAGUACAUCAAAGCUCUGGAAACGAUGCGUCAGUUGCGUCUCAAACAGAGUCACACAGUGAAGGAGUGUCAGGUGGAGCUGCGCUACCUGAAGCAGAACAAGGAGAAAGCCCAGCAGAUUAAAGAGACUGUGGAUACCAAAGAGGCUCAGCUGAUGGCCUCUAAAGACAGCAUCCAACAAGUAGAGAGCCAGAUUGAUCCACUGGAGGUUUGUUUAUGAUAAUGUGCGUUUCGU
Notothenia coriiceps (black rockcod) is the source of this 747-nucleotide messenger RNA. RefSeq names its product DNA repair protein RAD50-like. Bases 1 to 732 code for a protein of 243 amino acids. Gene Ontology annotation, biological process: telomere maintenance via recombination; chromosome organization involved in meiotic cell cycle; telomere maintenance via telomerase. The record is from RefSeq and is a predicted model, not a curated record. Gene Ontology annotation, molecular function: G-quadruplex DNA binding; double-stranded telomeric DNA binding; single-stranded telomeric DNA binding. Lineage: Eukaryota; Metazoa; Chordata; Actinopteri; Perciformes; Nototheniidae. The transcript has 4 exons. Gene Ontology annotation, cellular component: condensed nuclear chromosome; Mre11 complex.